Molecule: messenger RNA, 866 nt
Organism: Octopus sinensis (East Asian common octopus)
Lineage: Eukaryota; Metazoa; Mollusca; Cephalopoda; Octopoda; Octopodidae
Product: replication protein A 14 kDa subunit-like
Exons: 1
Coding region: 85-438 (117 amino acids)
Biological process (GO): DNA replication; double-strand break repair via homologous recombination; mismatch repair
Cellular component (GO): DNA replication factor A complex; nucleus; site of double-strand break
Molecular function (GO): damaged DNA binding; single-stranded DNA binding
Source: RefSeq, a predicted model, not a curated record
GAGAUAAGUUAUAAUUUCCCGCCACAACACGAAGGAAGUUUUGAUCCAUCUUAAUAUUUUCUUCAUUCACUGUUCGGACCAAUAAUGUCUACGUUAAGGCAUGUUACUUCUCGCAUCAACGGCAGUAUGAUGCCGAAAUUUCAAGGACGAAAAGCCUGUUUACUAGGUAUUGCUCAAGGAGUUGACAGCAGCGGCUUAUCUUUUAAACUGAAAACCUGCGACGAUGUAAACGUGUCAGUGUAUUUGGCUGAACCAUUGAACGAAUACGUUGGUGGACUGACGGAGGUGUUUGGUGAAGUGAGUUCGAAUUCCAGCAUGAACUGCCAAGACUAUGUCCUCUUCACUAAGGAACAGACAGAUUCUUUUGAUAUGGAAAUGUAUAAUACUGCAGUGGAGAUGAUUAGCAAAUAUUCUGAUCAUUAUAAAGUCGGUGUGUGAACUGAAUCACGUAAAGACUCCGUGGUAUUUACUUAUUGGAGAUUUAUGAAUUUUAUUGUACCAUUAUGUAUGUGACAGAUUAUUGCUAUUAUUUACCGUGGAGGUCGACUUUACUUUUCACUGUUUUGUUAACAUUAAUAUUUGUCAGGUGCUGGGGCUGAUGUAAUCAAUUAUUUCCAUCUCCCGGCUCCACUAAAUUUGUAGCCUUGUACCUAUGCCAUAAAUAUUAUUGAAGAGGUUGGAACAGACGCCCGACAGUAUCUAGUUUCUUCAACUCACCUUUUUCUUACAAAAUAUCAAGACUCCGCUAACAAUUUUCUGAAAAAUUUUCUAUGUGAGAAUUCAUUACUUUAUUAUUAUUAUAUUGACUGGUCUUAAUUGUUGCUAUACAACAGAACCUGUAAGAAAUAAUAAUUCUAUAACUUCUA